Messenger RNA from Gossypium raimondii (Peruvian cotton), 1963 nucleotides. Its product is annotated as lariat debranching enzyme. The transcript has 13 exons. NCBI's taxonomy places the organism in Eukaryota, Viridiplantae, Streptophyta, Magnoliopsida, Malvales, Malvaceae. The record is from RefSeq and is a predicted model, not a curated record. Bases 411 to 1646 code for a protein of 411 amino acids. Gene Ontology annotation, cellular component: nucleus. Gene Ontology annotation, molecular function: RNA lariat debranching enzyme activity. Gene Ontology annotation, biological process: mRNA splicing, via spliceosome.
AGCAAAUCAACCCUAAGUCACUUUUUUUUUUUUUUUUCUGAAAACACAACAGCAGACUCAGCCCCUGCUCUACCCUGUCCGCCGCCUCGAAGGAUUCAAAGCCCCUUCAACUCCGAUCUGAUCGGAGCAAAUAAGGCUCCGUCUUCCUUCUCGCAGGUGCGACGUGCGCGAAUGUGCGGGGAGAGUGACAACCACUGGCACACACGCACGGUGAGGGCCCGAUGGUUGCGGCGCCGCUGAAACUGCUACUAGGAAAACGAAGGUUUCUCUUUUGUGGACGUCGGCCAUUCAUAUCAACCCAAGGCCCGAAAGAAUUCAAAGACACUAUAUUGUGAUUCUCUCUACCGUUUCUGUUUUUGGGAUUUUUGGACUCCCUUGCUUAAUCAGAGUAUUGUGUCCAAUUCAAAAGGAUGAAGAUAGCAGUGGAAGGGUGCAUGCAUGGAGAUCUCGACAAGGUCUACGACACCAUUAAAUACAUCGAAAACACUCGCAACAUCAAAAUCGACCUCCUCCUUUGUUGUGGUGAUUUCCAGGCAGUCAGGAAUGAAAAAGAUAUGGAUAGCCUUAAUGUGCCCCCAAAAUAUAGGGAGAUGAAAUCAUUCUGGAAAUACUAUUCGGGUCAGGAGGUUGCCCCAGUUCCCACCAUUUUUAUCGGUGGAAAUCAUGAAGCUUCCAAUUAUUUAUGGAAUUGUAAGUAUUAUGGGGGAUGGGCAGCACCUAAUAUAUACUUCUUGGGGUUUGCUGGCGUUGUGAAGUUUGGCAAUAUCCGUAUCGGUGGACUUUCUGGAAUUUACAAUGCGCGUAAUUAUUGUUUAGGACACCACGAAAGGCCACCUUAUAAUGACAAUACAAUCAGAUCUGUGUAUCAUGUCCGGGAGUACGAUGUUCACAAGCUCAUGCACCUAGAGGAACCGAUUGAUAUUUUCCUUUCACACGAUUGGCCGCUCGGCAUCACUGAUUAUGGGAACUGGCAACAACUUGUUCGCUACAAAAAACAUUUCAAAGAUGAGAUCCAGCAAGGAACUCUUGGAAGCAAGCCUGCUGCACAGCUGCUCGAAAAACUCAAACCAGCGUAUUGGUUUUCAGCUCACUUGCACUGCAAAUUCACUGCUCUUGUUGAACAUGAAGAGGGUGGUCGAGUGACAAAAUUUCUUGCACUCGAUAAAUGCCUUCCAGGGCGCAAGUUCUUGCAGAUUGUUGAUAUUGAAUCUGAUCCAGGACCUUAUGAGGUUCAGUACGAUGAAGAAUGGCUGGCAAUAACACGGAAAUUGAAUUGUGUCUUUCCUUUGACCCUCCGACGUGGAGACUUUGGGAGAACACAGCUCGACAUGCAAGAUUGUCGUCAAUGGGUUAAGAGCAGGAUGGAAGACAGAGGAGCCAAACCUUGUGAAUUUUCUCAAACAGCUCCACCUCACAAACCCUCUGAUUCAGUUUCAAACACUACUUUUUCUGGUUCUUCCCGUAAUUCUCAGACUCUAUCUUUUUUGGAAUUGCUAGAUCUUCCUUAUGUUCUUGAUAAUGCAUUGGACUCCAGGGAUACUCCUGUUUCAUUGCCUCAAAAGGAUGAUUACAGCGAAGACAUUCCCAUUGAAGACGAGGAUGAUCUAGAAGAUGCAGAACCGAAUAAUGAAAACUGGUCCUCAUGAAUGUGAAUAAUGUUUUCUAUCAACCAAGAGGUUUAUUAGUGCAGAAAGAUUGAUGGCAAUAUCUUGCAAUUCUGGUUCACAGAUUUUAGUGCUCGGUUCGAUAGUUUUAUUGUCCAGUUUAGCUUUUUUACUUGUUUGAACCGGGCUACCUGCUGUACGUAUUCCAGGCAGGGAUAUCCCAUUCUACGGAUACCCCGGCUGGGAUAUCCUGCAUUACGGGUACACCGAUUUGUGGCUGUUUUGCUUCGGAUCUAUCCCGAUUUGGGUCUUUUAAAAAAAAAUAUUUAUAAAAAAUAAUAUAAAAAAUUAAUACGGAA